AUGGCUCAGUUGGAUCAGGUACCGACAACGAUAUUUCAAUUCCCUUCCCCUUCUACCCUUCUCAAAGUAACCGGUACGCGUGCGGACGUGCGAUUUAGGGUGUAUGCACCAAGCUCCCGGCGCGGCGGGACCCCUAGAAUCGCGGGGCACUCUCCUAUCACCGCACCAAAAUAUAGACAGAAUGGCAGAUUGCUAGUGUUUGAUCCAAAUGAAAAAGUGAUGAUUGAACCAAAUGAAACAAUGUCAGAUAAAUGCCUCUUUGGACAACCAAGAUUCAGCAAACUUUACACGUCAACAAUAUAAAUUUCUCUAAAUGUAGCUAAGACAUUCUUAGAAAAGAAGGAAGUCUCUUCAAAAAACAUUGAAAAUAAAGUCUCUUUAAAGAAUACCGAAAAUGGAGUAUCUUCAAAGAGUGUUGAAAAUAAAGAUACAGAGGCACAUCUACAGUCUAAACUAUGGCCAUCUUCCUUCUUAAAAGAAAGCAUAGGUGAGGUGGGCAAAGAUACAGUCAUUGCAAAGAAAGACAAAAAUAAUGAAUAUUGCCUUCAAGAUACUGAUGAUAAGUUGUACAAAUCAACAGAUGAUGAUGGUGAAGAUGACACCAAUGAUGAAGAUGAUAGUGAAGACAGCAACCCGAAUAAGCAUACUCAUGCCCCAUUAGAGUUAAUGGCAGAAUUCCUGAGAGCUGAAAUGGGUCACGACUACCAUUUGGCAAAAAAAUUAUGUCAGAUGAUCCUACUCUAUGAACCAGAAAAUCCUGAGGCCAAGGAGUUUUUCUCGCUUAUUGAAGAAAUGUUGCUGAUGGAGGAAGCUCAAAACCUUGAGGAAGAUGACCAAGACAGUGAUGAAGACAGUAGCAGUGAGAGUAAUGGAGAAAGUGAGGCACUAAGUGAAGAAAGCUCCGAUGAAUGUGAAGAUGGGUGAAACUACUGUGGUUUAAUCUUCAUGUAGUUUUAUUACUGGAAAUAAAAAAGA
Hipposideros armiger (great roundleaf bat) is the source of this 975-nucleotide messenger RNA. RefSeq names its product glutamate rich 2 (gene ERICH2). Lineage: Eukaryota; Metazoa; Chordata; Mammalia; Chiroptera; Hipposideridae. The record is from RefSeq and is a predicted model, not a curated record.